AUGAUCACACCCCUUUUUAAAUCAGAACUAACAUUGAGUCUGCAAACGCUCGACUCGGAUAUGGAUCCCGAAAAGGUGGCAAUGGAUGACAAGCGAGAAGUCAAUUCAGCAAGCUCUAAUGGAAAUGUCGAGUCGGGCGAAAGCAUCGUCAUUGCCGAUGCGAUCAGUGACAAAGCAUUGCUCCGAAAGCUCGACUUGCGGGUAAUUCCUCCACUGUUCACCAUUUUCGUCAUGUCGUACCUUGAUCGAACCAACAUUGGCAAUGCCAAAAUUCAGGGACUGGAGAAGGACCUCGGCAUAGUCACUGUCGGCCAAGGCCUUGUCAAGAACUUUGCAGGGCUAAUAUCGCUGCGGCUUGUCUUGGGUAUCUUCGAGGCGGGAGUAUUCCCUGGCGGAACAUACCUUAUGUCGGCAUAUUACGCUCGGUACGAACUUCAAUGGCGCUUUAGUUUGUUCUUAUCAUCUAUCAUCAUCGCUGGAGCAUUCGGAGGUCUUCUUGCCUUUGCACUUGCAAAGUUAGACGGAGUUGGCGGCUACGAAGGGUGGCGGUGGAUCUUCAUCAUUGAGGGUAUCAUCACAGCCAUUAUUGGAGUGAUAUGCAAAUUCUGGGUCGUUGAAUGGCCCGAUAAGGUUAAAUGGUUGACGGACGAUGAAAAGGCACGGCUUACAAGGAAGCUUGCUGCCGACGCUGGCGAUGCCGAUGGCAAUGGCGCCAGAAUGGAUAGAUUGAACAAGUCAGCAGUGCGAAGGAUCGUCACCGACUGGAAAAUUUGGCUUGGUAUUCUAAUGCAUAUAACGAUUGUCACCUCUACCUACUCCGUCUCAUUCUUCCUGCCUACUGUGAUCAAGAUUGCCGGACACUUCAAAAGAGCUAUUGGCAAUGCAAUGAUUCUCGGAAUAGGUAACAUAGGUGGCAUUGUCGGAAGCAACAUCUGGAUGAACCGCGAGGCGCCUCUCUAUAGAACAGGCGUUAUCGUCUCCCUGGUCUUCUUGGUCAGCAACGGGUUGCUCUCCACUGUGUAUUACUUUGGGCUGCGCAGAGAGAAUCGCAUUCGCGAUAGUGGUGGCCGCGACUAUCGAUUCACCGACGAAGCUGAGGACUUAGACAAUAUGGGUGACGACCAUCCCUCGUGGCGAUUCACCUUCUAA
This is a messenger RNA of Phaeoacremonium minimum UCRPA7, 1149 nucleotides long. RefSeq names its product putative mfs transporter protein. The coding region runs from base 1 to 1149 and encodes 382 amino acids. NCBI's taxonomy places the organism in Eukaryota, Fungi, Ascomycota, Sordariomycetes, Togniniales, Togniniaceae. Gene Ontology annotation, cellular component: membrane. Gene Ontology annotation, biological process: transmembrane transport. The transcript is spliced from 5 exons. Gene Ontology annotation, molecular function: transmembrane transporter activity. The record is from RefSeq and is a predicted model, not a curated record.